Lithohypha guttulata is the source of this 837-nucleotide messenger RNA. RefSeq lists its product as uncharacterized. NCBI's taxonomy places the organism in Eukaryota, Fungi, Ascomycota, Eurotiomycetes, Chaetothyriales, Trichomeriaceae. Bases 1 to 837 code for a protein of 278 amino acids. The record is from RefSeq and is a predicted model, not a curated record. Gene Ontology annotation, molecular function: aldehyde-lyase activity. The transcript has 3 exons. Gene Ontology annotation, cellular component: cytoplasm.
AUGGAGGGAGCUUUCCAAAAUAACCUGGUCGCCUUGAAAGACCAGGACAAAGUAUGCAAGGCACUCGGCAUUAAAUUCAUCACCUCACCAGAGAUUGUCUAUCUAGCACGAAAUGCCGGCUUCCAAGCACUUUUCAUUGAUCUUGAGCAUUCGAGUCUUUCACUGGAAACUGCAGGUCAUCUAUGUGUGGCUGGCAUGAAUGCCGGUGUCACACCUUUUGUUCGAGUUCCAGGACGUGCAGAAGCCGGCUUCAUACAGCGCGUAUUGGAUAAUGGGUCUCAGGGUGUUGUCUUUCCACAUGUGGAUACUCCUGAACAAGCACAGAUGGCAGUGAGAGCUAGCAAAUAUCCACCACUGGGCAAGCGCUCUAUCACGGCAAUGAUGCCUCAUUACGGUUAUAGAACAGCACCGAUUGCCGCCGUUACUGAAGUCGGAAACUCUCAGCUCUCGACAGUGAUAGUGAUGAUUGAGAGUCCCGAAGCAGUCGAGAACAUUGACGCCAUUGCAUCGACUCAGGGUGUCGACGUGAUCCUAAUUGGCACGAACGACUUGUCCAUAGAACUCGACUGCCCUGGUGAUUUUGACAAUCCAAACUUCAUUGAGGCAAUUGAGAAGGUUGCCGCCUCUACCCGGAAGCAUAACAGAAUACUAGGAGUGGCUGGCAUAUACGACCGUCCCGACCUCAUGCAUAGAUUCCUCCACGAGUGGGGCACACGUUUCGUGCUGGGAGUAAUGGAUUUGUCUCUUAUUGCUAAAACUGCUGCGGGUGUAGCUACAGAACUCACAGAUCUGGAAGAACCCAAGGAUUAUGCCACAAUGACGACAAUUGGAAGCUGA